AUGGUCGCCGAGGACCUGCACAGCCUAACACAGCAUGCCAGGGGCCUGGUGGAGGCUGGCCUUGUCUUCGCCGUCCACGACGUGAAGGGACAGACUCGGCACGCAAGGAUCAGCCUUGAAGACGGCAGCCUUUACCUCCACUCCCUGCAGGCCCAGGCCCUGCCGAACCUCACCGCCACCCUGCAGGCCCACACUCCCUGCCCACACUCCCUGCCCACACUCCUUCCCUCACCUGGUCCACCACACCCUGCCCCUCCGCCACCCACUGUCCCUCCCUCCCUCCCUGCAGGCCCACACUCCCUGCCCUGCCCCUCUGCCAGGCACUGUCCCUCCCUCCCUCCCGCCCUCCCUCCCUGCAGGCCCACACUGCCCGCCCUGUCCCUCCGCCACCCACUGUCCCUCCCUCCCUCCCUCCCUCCCUGCAGGCCCACACUGCCCGCCCUGUCCCUCCGCCAGGCACUGUCCCUCCCUCCCUCCCUGCAGGCCCACACUGCCCGCCCUGACCCUCCGCCAGGCACUGUCCCUCCCUCCCUCCCUGCAGGCCCACACUGCCCGCCCUGUCCCUCCGCCAGGCACUGUCCCUCCCUCCCUCCCUGCAGGCCCACACUGCCCGCCCUGUCCCUCCGCCAGGCACUGUCCCUCCCUCCCUCCCUGCAGGCCCACACUGCCCGCCCUGUCCCUCCGCCAGGCACUGUCCCUCCCUCCCUCCCUCCCUGCAGGCCCACACUGCCCGCCCUGACCCUCCGCCAGGCACUGUCCCUCCCUCCCUCCCUGCAGGCCCACACUGCCCGCCCUGUCCCUCCGCCAGGCACUGUCCCUCCCUCCCUCCCUGCAGGCCCACACUGCCCGCCCUGUCCCUCCGCCAGGCACUGUCCCUCCCUCCCUCCCUGCAGGCCCACACUGCCCGCCCUGACCCUCCGCCAGAUGGUGAUAAUGAUGGUGACCACGACAGCCAUGGUGACGAUGACACUAAUAGUUAUGACAGUAAUAAGAACACUAUCAAUACUCAUAAACAUUUAA
Molecule: messenger RNA, 1020 nt
Organism: Scylla paramamosain (green mud crab)
Lineage: Eukaryota; Metazoa; Arthropoda; Malacostraca; Decapoda; Portunidae
Exons: 3
Coding region: 1-1020 (339 amino acids)
Source: RefSeq, a predicted model, not a curated record